AAAUUUCACAGAUUUACGCGUUUAACGAGAUUGACUUACGAAAAAAAGAAAGAAAAAUAAACUUCCUUUUUAUAUUAUUCUUUCAAAACCUUUUUUUUUCUUUUAAUAAGAAAGAAUACUUUCAAAGAAUAGUGUUGAAAAACGCUUUCUUUCCAGGCUUGCUCGUUUUCUGAAAGCAAAAGAUCCUCUAUAAAAGGAAAUUUGAAACUGCUUGAAAAAAAUAAAGGGCACAAGAAAAGUACAUCAAAGUUCCUCAACUUAAACGUUGCAGAUGGAAGAAAGAAGAGCUACUGAACACGAGAUUGUCGCUGGAGCUAUAGGUUGUCUACCAACCAAAGUAGUUAGAGAUCUGCAUACUGCAAUUAUUGUUCGAUUAUACAAAUUUAUUGAAGAUGCAGAAAAUGAACUAAGCGACCUUCAUCCAGAUAAAAUACGUGAUAUCCAUACGGCUUUAGCACGUUAUGAAAGUGAACUAGAGCGCGCAUAUAAGCGCAAGACGGACGUUUAUCAAAAGUACCUUUCGCAACAAGCUUGGCAUUUACCUCCAGAUUUAGAUAUUGUUCCUGAAUAUCUCAAGGAUAUUGACAUUGCAAAAACAGACGAAGAUAUAAAAAAGUUAGAUGUAGAAAUUGAAAGGAUGGAAAAGAAAAUUCGAGCACAAAGGAAGUUUAAUCGAAUUUAUCAAAAGACGUUGUUAUACUAUGAACUCAAAAAUCUCAAAACAGAUAUUGAAAUUUGUAUAACGAAAAUAUCUGAACACAUGGCAGAAGCCUUGGGCACGGGCCAGAACUUAUCAGAUGAUCUUGAAAUAAUGAAGGAUGUUAUGCAGCAAAUUCAACAAUUGGCUCAUCAAUCACCUUGGACCAGGAGCAUUCUCCUAGGCGAAAAAGAAGAGAUGGAAUUAGAUAAUGAUGAAAAUGUUACCAGCUUUACUGCCAGAUAUCCUAGCCAAAGGAUUGCAGCUUUCAUUAAUGAAUAUGUUUCAACUUUUCCAAAGCAACAAGUGCUGGAUGAACAACCGCAGCGAGCAAAAGACCCGCAGGAAAAAGGGGAAUCUUAUGGAAAUGAAGAAUAAUUUCUUUCUGGCUUCUUAAGUUACUCUUGAACUUAAGGAUCCUGAAACGAGAGAUGAGUUUCCGGUAGAUCCAUUGAAGAAAUGGUUAAUGGAGUUUAUUUUUGAAGCUCUAGAUAUAUUGAUAACCAA
Messenger RNA from Mycotypha africana, 1204 nucleotides. RefSeq lists its product as uncharacterized. The transcript has 6 exons. NCBI's taxonomy places the organism in Eukaryota, Fungi, Mucoromycota, Mucoromycetes, Mucorales, Mycotyphaceae. Gene Ontology annotation, biological process: mitotic cell cycle. The record is from RefSeq and is a predicted model, not a curated record. The coding region runs from base 272 to 1075 and encodes 267 amino acids. Gene Ontology annotation, cellular component: chromosome, centromeric region; nucleus.